AUGGCAGAUCAAGAAAGUGGCGACGAGCUCUAUCCCAUUGCAGUAUUGAUUGACGAGCUGAAGCAUGAUGAUGUUCUCCUGCGCCUAAACGCCAUUCAUAGGCUUUCCACCAUCGCCCUUGCUUUGGGUCCUGAUCGAACAAGAGACGAGUUAAUACCUUUUUUGGAUGACUCUGUCGAAGAUGAAGAUGAAGUCCUUACCGCACUCGCCGAAGAGCUUGGGAACUUCAUAGAGUAUGUCGGAGGACCAGACUAUGGUCACGUGCUGUUGGCACCGCUGGAAAAUCUGGCAGCCAUCGAGGAGCCACUUGUCAGGGACAAGGCCGUCGAAUCUCUGAACAAAAUCUGCGAAGAGUUGUCCGACAGACAAGUAGAAGAAUACUUCAUUCCCCUCACAAUUCGUCUGUCCAAGGCGGAUUGGUUCACAUCUAAAAUUUCGGCAUGCGGCCUGUACACAACUCCCUAUAAGAAAGCUUCUCCUUCUUCCCAACAAGGUUUACGCACACAGUUUGGGCACCUGGUUCACGAUGAGACACCUAUGGUGAGACGUCAAUCCGCAAACAACCUCGCUAAAUUCAUCAAAGAAGUAGGACCAUCAGUGGUCAUUGAUGAGAUGAUUCCCUUGUUCCAACACCUGGCCAGCGACGACCAGGACAGUGUUCGUUUGCUUACCGUUGAGGUUCUCAUUUCAAUUUCAGAAGUCAUCCCUAAGGAGCAGCAGCCAAGCCACGGCGUUCUUCUCACUGCUUUGCGUAGUCUCUUCGAAGACAAAAGCUGGAGAGUGCGAUAUAUGGUGGCUGAAAAGUUCGAAAAGAUUGCCAAAGCUGUCAAUGAAGAGGUUGUCACUCGAGAUCUGGUUCCAGCAUUUGUUAAGCUUCUCAAGGAUAGCGAAGCCGAAGUCAGAACCGCCGUCGCCAGUCAAAUUCCAGGUUUCUGCGCACUACUUGAUCGCGAGACAUUGCUCAACGAAAUCAUGACAAGCAUUGAAGAUCUUGUAUCCGAUCCUUCUCAACAUGUUCGAGCGGCUCUUGGAACUCAGCUUAGUGGAUUGGCACCUAUUCUUGGCAAGGAGGAGACCAUCUCUCAUCUUCUGCCCAUGUUCUUGCAGAUGCUCAAGGACGAAUUCCCCGACGUACGAUUACACAUCAUUUCCAAGCUGGAACUUGUCAACGAUGUCAUUGGAAUCGAUCUGCUCUCUCAAUCUCUCCUACCAGCUAUCGUACAACUAGCCGAAGACAAACAAUGGCGAGUUCGUCUUGCUAUCAUUGAAUACAUCCCCCUAUUGGCCAAACAGCUGGGUGUGAAGUUCUUUGAUGAGCAAUUAAGUUCACUUUGUAUGGGAUGGCUGGGUGAUACCGUCUUCUCUAUUAGAGAAGCCGCCACACUAAAUCUGAAGAAACUGACCGAAGUGUUUGGUGUCGAGUGGGCCAGCCGUUCGAUCAUCCCCAAGGUGACUGCGAUGAGCCAACAAGAGAACUAUCUCUACCGUAUGACUACAUGCUUCGCUAUCACGACACUAGCCCCUGUGGUCACCCUCGACAUCAUUCGAGAAAGCGUGCUUCCUAUGAUGGAUCGGCUCGUGGCAGAUCCCAUUCCCAAUAUCCGCUUCAAUGUGGCCAAAUCAUAUGCCGUACUGAUCGAUACGCUCCGAAGACUUCCCGAAUCUGGCACAAUCGCUGAACUUGAGUCGUCCAGCACUGGUGGCUCACCCAGUCCCAAGGGUCAAGACCUCAUCAACGAACAUGUUCUACCCAAUCUAGAGAAGCUGAAAGACGAUGAGGAUGUGGAUGUCCGGUAUUUUGCCACCAUAGCUGCCGGUGGUACCACAACCAAUGCAACCGAGAGGAUGGACACGGGACAGUAG
Molecule: messenger RNA, 1863 nt
Organism: Exophiala bonariae
Lineage: Eukaryota; Fungi; Ascomycota; Eurotiomycetes; Chaetothyriales; Herpotrichiellaceae
Gene: PAA1
Product: Polyamine N-acetyltransferase 1
Exons: 5
Coding region: 1-1863 (620 amino acids)
Biological process (GO): protein dephosphorylation
Cellular component (GO): protein phosphatase type 2A complex; cytoplasm
Molecular function (GO): protein phosphatase regulator activity
Source: RefSeq, a predicted model, not a curated record